UUCAACCAAUGCAUCAUAGAAGAAAUGAAACCUAUCUUCUGGAUACAUACACAGGCACAUAGAAUUCGUGUUACUUCUCUCUUGUUCUGCUGGCUUCCCUCAGAUACUUACAACAGCAACUUGCAUAAAAGAAAUUCUGGAGGGAUUUUCCAAACAGAAAAAUAAUCAAUAAAUCUAUCAACAAGUAUCUGGUUUCUGUUACUCUGCUGGAGCGGUUACCCCUGUCAUAGAGGUUCAAAUGGGAAGAUGCUCCUUCCAGAGAGGAAAAGUGAGGAUUGAAGGGGAAGAGUGAAUGGAGGUUGGGGAAAUGGACAGAAAGGAGACACAAGUUGAGGUUCCUUGGAGCCCCGGCCCACCUAUUAAGCCAGUUCCUAUGAAACCAGUGCCGAUCUACAUGCCUGAGGAGAGAAACCAAAUGGAUCAUCUUGCAAAUGGAGCAGUUGCAUGUGCUGAAUUUUCACUUGGCCAAGACAAAAUUGGUGGGUCAGGUGAUGGGUCAAAUGUUGCCGGUUACAGUGGCAAAACUUGUGAACAGAUAGUUUCGGAUGCUGUUUCCAGCUACAGAAAACUUGGGUUCUGUGAGCAACUGUUGGCGGUUGAAGCUGAAUCGAGGAACAUCAGUGUGACACAAGGGAAUAAUGAUGGAUUGAAGAAUCCGUUUGUUCCUCCACUCGUCCUUGAUAAUGUCCUAGACCCUCAGGAAACAUACAUUGCUUGCUGUAGCAUGAAAUCUUCACAGGAUACCUCAUAUAUACUUGACAAUGCCAACAAAGAAGAAAGCAGACAAAUAGCAUCAAUGCAAGUCAAUAUGGAAGAAAAGGAUCCAGGAAGGGAAGAGAGAAAUGUCACUGCCAAUAAGCUUGACAAUAAUGUAGCGCCAAACAGCAAAGAACUCUGUGACCCUGCCAUGGAAUUUGCUGCUGUUUCUUCACCAGUGAAGGAGAAUCACAACCCAGAUAAUGGAAGCAGUCAUGAUACUGAUCUUAAUAAAACACCACAACAAAAACCAAGGAGAAGAAAGCACCGUCCCAAGGUCAUCAAAGAAGGCAAACCCAAAAGAACUCGGAAGCCAGCUACCCCAAAGCCUGUUCAAUCAAAAGAAAAGCAACCUGUCAAGAGGAAGUAUGUGAGAAAGAAUGCACUGAACAAGACUUCUACUCCUCCAACAGAAGAGACUGGGGAAUUGACUAAAGAAAUGUCUUGUAAAAGGUCCUUAAAUUUCGACAUAGGAACAACAUAUGAAAGUUCUGCUGCCAUAGAAAAUACAAGAACGCUAUUGGGAAAAGAAAAUGGUGUUCUUGUACAAGAAACAAAUGUAGGUCCUGCAUUUGAUCUAAACACUUCCAUGAAGCAGGCAUCAAACAGUUACAUGUCACUACCAGAAGACACACAAGCCCUAAAUACAUCUUCGGGAAGAAAAAGCUCAGGGACAAAGCCAGAGGAAAACCCACCUCCGAAGAGGAAGUAUGUGAAAAGGAAAGGAGUGAACAAGACUUCUGCUCCUCCAAUAGAAGUUCCUGGAAAUUUGACUGAAGAAACAACGUCUGCAUCUGCCCAAACAUCAUGCACAGGGUCCAUAAAUUUUGAUGAAAGAGCAAGUGAACAAAGUUAUGCAGUCAAAGAGAAUCCAACUGGGCAUCCAGGCAGUGAAAUUGGUGUAGUAAUGAAGGAAAUGAAUGUGGGCCUUGCCUAUGAUUUAAACACUUCCAUGAAGCAGGCAUUAAAUGAUGACAUGACAUUACCUAAGGACACACAAGCCCCAAGUUCAUCUUCAAAAAUCAAACUCCCGGGGACAAAGAGAAAAGAAAACUUGACUGGCAAGAGGAAGAAUGCGAGGAAAAAAGGAUCGAAUCCGUCUCCUAUUCCUCCAACAGAAAUGACAGAAUUGACUGAAGCAAUGAUACUUGAAUCUAACAUGUCAUGGAGAAGAUCCUUAAAUUUUGAUAUCGGAAAUGUAGGCAGAGAAAAUUUAGAUUUGGACAUUGGGAAGGAAAAUAUGGUGUUGGAGGAAAGAAAAGUAGGUCCCACCUAUAAAGACACUUGGUUGAAAGAGGCAGUAAAUAUUUGCAUGUCAUUACCUGAGGAAACCCAACACCCAAGUACGUCUAUUUCAAAAUGCACUUCCCCUGGGGCAAAGCUGAAUGCCAACUCUGUAGAGAAAAAAAACAAAAAAGGCCGGGCAACUGCUUGGGGUGGAAACAUAAGUAAUAGUCAAAGUUCAUCAAUAAGGUUACAAAUGGUUGGCUCAAAGAGAAAACAUUCUGAUACCUUUAAUCGUGCAGAUGACAGCAGCAUGAAUCUGAUUGGAGUGCAAUAUAAUGGACUGCCCUCAUACCAACACCUAAGUACGUCUAUUUCAAAAUGCACUUCCCCUGGGGCAAAGCUGAAUGCCAACUCUGUAGAGAAGAAAAACAAAAAAAUCCGGGCAACUGCUCGGGGUGGAAACAUCAGUAAUAGUCAAAGUUCAUCAAUAGGGUUACAAAUGGUUGGUUCAAAGAGAAAACAUUCUGGUACCUUUAAUCGUGCAGAUGACAGCAGCUUGAAUCUGAUUGGAGUGCAAUAUAAUGGACUGCCCUCAUACCACACUAGCCUUUGCCUUCAGUUUCCAAAAAUACAGAAGAAAAGGAGAACCGAAAAGGGGAAUGCAACAAAAGAAGUCCAACUGACAUGCCCUCAGGAAGAUGCUCUAGGACAUCCAUAUGCAUCAAGCUCCAGCUGCUGGACUUAUGGUUCUGGAUAUAAUACAGCUAGAGUCCCAGCCACAAGUAUUGAUAAUACUCAAACAUUCAACGAGUUUCUCUUGUCUUUGAAAAGGCUGGCAGAAACAUCUCAAACCUCUACUUGUGAUCGUGGUUCUCUAACUAGAAUUAGAAACUGUGAUACUGAACCAAAUUAUACAGCAAAACAAGUGGGUGUCCCUGGCAAAGAAACAUUUGGGGAUGCAAUUGGUGCUUUAGUUGCAGAGACAUGUACACCACCCACAAAAAAGAGGCAGAAUAGAAAGAAAAGUGUUCUUUCCAGUUCAGCACAUUCUACCACAAAUGAGAUGCUACACCACCAUAAUUUUACAUUGGAAAAUUGCCCUCUGCCAAUGGGGAAGCCAUCAGACAUUGUUCCUGAAGUACUAUGGAACACCAUGAACAAUAUUGAUGCAUUAACAUUGCAAUUUAGACAGCUAAACUUAAACGCAGAAGCCAGAGACCUUGCAUUUCAUGAGGAGAAUGCACUUGUCCCUUAUAAACAGAAAAACAGCCUUAUCCAUGGAGAUGGGGUCAUCGUUCCCUUUCACAUUAAGAAACAGCAUCUACGACCAAAGGUCAACCUUGAUGAUGAGACUGAUAGAGUGUGGAAGCUUUUGCUGUUAGAUAUAAACAGUCAUGGCAUUGAUGGAACAGAUGAAGAUAAGGCCAAGUGGUGGGAAGAAGAACGAAAUGUGUUCCGAGGACGAGCCGACUCUUUUAUUGCACGAAUGCAUCUUGUACAAGGAGACAGACGAUUUUCUCGAUGGAAAGGAUCAGUUGUGGAUUCAGUGGUUGGAGUUUUCCUCACCCAAAAUGUCACUGACCAUCUUUCCAGCUCUGCAUUCAUGUCCCUUGCUGCUCGAUUUCCAAAAAAUUCAAGCAGCAUGUGCAAAAGACACCAUAAAGAAGACACAAGGCUGGUAGUCAACGAACCACAAGUGCAUAUAGUGGAACCGGAAGAGAGCACAGAAUGGGAUGUAAAAUUAUUGAAUCAAUCUGUUUAUGACCAGACUUCUACAAUAGAUAUGGCUGAACAUUCUGGAGAAAAAGAAGCCGUCAACAGCAAUGAAUCCUGUGGAACUCCCAGCAGUGUAAUUAGCUUAACAGAUGAAUCAAACUCCAGAUUGUCAGAAUUACCUCAAAAGAAUAUUAAGGAACACUGUAGUCCUACGAGGAGUGGAAUACUUAGUGCUACAAUUGAGGAAGGAGAAGAAAAAUCAUGUUACAAUGGUGAUAGGAAAGAGUUAAAUGACAUAGUUUCAUCCCAAGGCUCUGUUUUUUCCUCUCAAAUAUCUGGAGAUUUUUCAAAUGAUCAAAAUCCUGAGAAAAUAGGAUCAUGCUCAGAUAGCAACUCAGAAGUAGAAGUUCUGUCCAGCACAGCAAAGUACAACCAUUUUGGUAGCAACACUUCCUUCAGUAAACUCCUUGAAAUGGUUAGUUCGACCAAGUUUUAUGAAGAUAACAGUCAAAAAAGCGAAUCAAUUGAAAACUCAGGAAUGCUUGAAGUUAACGGCUUUGAUCCUUUCAAAACAGAAGCAUCAACAAGUGACUUAAAGAAAAAGGAUGAAAAUGGCAUGAACAGAUCUAGUCUUCAAACAACAGAACCUGCAGGCCAAGUUGCAAUUACCCAUUCUCAAAGUAUUGCAUCUCAAGUCCAUCCUCGGGAACAAAGCAAUCACCAGCAGCAAAGCUUUUUCAACAUUUCUGGACAAACUCAAGAUCUUAUGCAGAAAGAAAGGGGGUCAGGUCUUGGUGAGCAAAAAAAUGCCACGAGGAAUGGAACCAAUGAGAUAAGUUCUGCCCCAAUAAAAUUAAAGACCAAGGAACAAGGAAAAGAAAAAAAGGAUGAUUUUAACUGGGAUAGUUUAAGAAUUGAUGCACAGGCUAAGGCUGGCAAAAGAGAAAAGACAGAAAACACCAUGGAUUCUUUGGACUGGGAUGCUGUGAGAUGUGCAGAUGUCAGUGAAAUCGCUGAGACCAUCAAAGAACGGGGCAUGAACAACAGGCUUGCUGAACGUAUUAAGAAUUUCCUGAAUCGACUGGUUGAAGAACAUGAAAGCAUUGACCUUGAAUGGCUUAGAGACGUUCCACCUGACAAAGCAAAAGAAUACUUGCUCAGCAUAAGAGGAUUGGGAUUGAAAAGUGUGGAAUGCGUGCGGCUUUUAACACUGCACCAUCUUGCCUUCCCGGUAGACACAAAUGUCGGACGUAUUGCCGUACGACUGGGAUGGGUGCCUCUGCAGCCACUGCCUGAGUCACUGCAGUUGCAUCUCCUAGAAUUGUACCCGGUGUUGGAGUCAAUACAAAAAUAUCUCUGGCCUCGACUGUGCAAGCUAGAUCAGGAAACACUAUAUGAGCUACAUUACCAGAUGAUUACAUUUGGAAAGGUCUUCUGUACAAAAAGCAAACCAAAUUGUAAUGCAUGCCCAAUGAGAGCAGAAUGUAGACACUUUGCUAGUGCAUUUGCAAGUGCAAGGUUUGCACUGCCUGGACCAGAGCAGAAGAGUAUAGUUAGCACAACUGGAAAUAGUGUGAUUAACCAGAACCCAUCUGAAAUCAUCAGUCAGUUGCACUUGCCUCCACCUGAGAACACAGCCCAAGAAGAUGAAAUUCAACUAACAGAAGUGAGCAGACAAUUGGAAUCAAAAUUUGAAAUAAAUAUUUGCCAACCUAUCAUUGAAGAGCCCAGAACUCCAGAGCCAGAAUGCUUGCAAGAAUCACAAACUGAUAUAGAGGAUGCUUUCUAUGAGGAUUCAAGUGAAAUUCCAACCAUCAAUCUUAACAUAGAAGAGUUCACUCUGAAUUUACAAAAUUACAUGCAAGAAAAUAUGGAACUUCAAGGAGGUGAAAUGUCAAAGGCAUUGGUUGCUUUGAAUCCACAAGCUGCUUCCAUUCCUAUGCCCAAGCUAAAGAAUGUGGGCCGAUUACGAACAGAGCAUUGUGUUUAUGAACUCCCAGAUACGCAUCCUCUUCUACAAGGGUGGGACACACGAGAGCCUGAUGAUCCAGGCAAAUAUCUUCUUGCUAUAUGGACUCCAGGUGAGACCGCAAAUUCUAUACAGCCACCAGAAAGCAAUUGCAGCUCUCAAGAAGAAUGUGGCCAACUCUGUAAUGAGAAGGAAUGUUUCUCAUGCAACAGUUUCCGUGAAGCAAAUUCUCAGAUAGUUAGAGGGACACUCCUGAUACCUUGUCGAACAGCUAUGCGGGGGAGCUUUCCACUGAAUGGCACCUAUUUCCAAGUCAAUGAGGUAUUUGCUGACCAUGACUCAAGUCUCAACCCAAUUAGUGUGCCCCGAAGUUGGAUCUGGAACCUCAACAGGCGAACAGUAUAUUUUGGGACCUCCGUAACAACAAUAUUUAAAGGUUUAACAACACAAGAAACUCAACAAUGCUUUUGGAGAGGGUAUAUCUGUGUGCGGGGGUUUGACAGGGAAGCACGAGCACCCCGCCCUCUGAUGGCUAGACUACAUUUCCCAGCUAGCAAGUUGGCCGCCAAGACCAAAGAGAAAGCAAAAAAGGAGUCGAAUUCAGCAAAAUCACGAGCAUCCAAACCAAAUCCAGAACAGCCGGAAUUGAUUGCCAACAGAGACAAAUGAGCAUUUUUCAUCAUCCCAUGCUGUGUUGCCCAGUUGCAUGCAUAAAAUGACAAAGUCAUUAUUUCAUUUUACUUUUUAUCGUGCUCAGAGACUGAGCAGUUUUUCCAGAUUAGGACCCCCAAUAAUGUACUAUUGGUAGAACUUAGGCUUUAGUUUCUUGUUUCCAAAAAGGAAGAUUAUGUGAAGGGGAGUGUGAGCCAUAUGAGAGGCCAAGUACUUUCUCCCCCAAUCCCUGCUGAUGUACACUUAGAAUGUUUUAGAAUUAAAUUAUGCCUCCCCACUUCACCAACAACAUCUACAUCAA
Glycine soja is the source of this 6641-nucleotide messenger RNA. RefSeq names its product DNA glycosylase/AP lyase ROS1-like. The coding region runs from base 293 to 6337 and encodes 2014 amino acids. The transcript has 23 exons. NCBI's taxonomy places the organism in Eukaryota, Viridiplantae, Streptophyta, Magnoliopsida, Fabales, Fabaceae. Gene Ontology annotation, biological process: base-excision repair. Gene Ontology annotation, molecular function: 4 iron, 4 sulfur cluster binding; DNA N-glycosylase activity; DNA demethylase activity. The record is from RefSeq and is a predicted model, not a curated record.